Messenger RNA from Aricia agestis (brown argus), 1395 nucleotides. RefSeq names its product zinc finger protein OZF-like. The coding region runs from base 90 to 1373 and encodes 427 amino acids. The record is from RefSeq and is a predicted model, not a curated record. Gene Ontology annotation, molecular function: RNA polymerase II cis-regulatory region sequence-specific DNA binding; DNA-binding transcription factor activity, RNA polymerase II-specific. Gene Ontology annotation, biological process: regulation of transcription by RNA polymerase II. The transcript is spliced from 5 exons. Gene Ontology annotation, cellular component: nucleus. Lineage: Eukaryota; Metazoa; Arthropoda; Insecta; Lepidoptera; Lycaenidae.
UUGUGCUAUAUUUUAUAUUUCAUUCUAUUUAUCUUCUGAGUUCUGGAACUGAUAAGUAAGCCUAAAUUCUUUAAAUAUUGAGAAAAAAGAUGUCGAAAAGCACUUGUUGCUCGAUAUGCCGUUGUACAAACAGAAGAACUGAUAACAUUUAUGGCUCAAUUCUGCAGUAUGUUUAUCAGACUCUCGCUAAGAUCGCAGAUGUUGAGUGCUGGGUGUGUUACAUCUGCCACACCAGACUGCGACAAUGUCACCAGCUGCAGCAGUUGGCAGUACAGACACGACAUGUUUCUGAAAUUCUUGUCCACAAUAAGGUUAAGGUUGGAGUGUAUAGAUCAGUCUUAGAGCUAUCUUCAUCUAAAACUAUGAUUAUAUCAACAACAGAACCCUCUUUAUAUAUAAAACAGGAGUCAGAUGUGAAGAAAGAAGUUUGCAGUGACAAUGAAAUUGAAGAAUUCGAAGGAAACGAAGUAGAGAAUAAAACUAAUAUCAAAUCGGAAUAUGCACCAACAGAAAAGGUAGAAAUUACUGUUGAGGAGGUUAGUCAGAGUGAAAUUGAUGAAUAUGACCAAUAUCCCACAACAAGCUCAGUCAAACAAGAAAGAGCAGAAAAUAUAAGAGAUGAAGGUGUGGAUCAAAUCAAACAAGAGGCAGAUAAGACACAAGACGCCUGCGAAGCUGAGGCCAAGGAACCGCACAAAUGUGAUAUCUGUUCUAAGAGGUUCCUGACCAAAAGCCUACUUGUCACUCACUCCAGGACACACACAGGAGAAAAACCAUUAGGCUGCGAUGUUUGCUCCAAGAAAUUCACACGGAAGCGUCAGUUGAUCGUCCACAAACGAAUACACACAGGUUUCACACCAUUCACCUGUGAUGUGUGCUCAAAGAGCUUCUCGCAGAAGUAUUACUUGAAACGUCACAUGUUUAGUCACUCUGAGGAUAAACCACACUUCUGCGACAUCUGCUCCAAGCAGUACAAACGGUUGUUGGAUUUGCAGCGGCACCUACUCACUCAUUCGGACACAAAAAAUUUCAUCUGCGGAGUAUGUUCAAGAAAAUUUACAGAGAGGAGAUAUUUAGUGGCACAUAGUUUUGUACACACGGGCAUAAAAAAAUACACCUGUGAUAUCUGUGCCAAGAAAUUCUCAGCGAAAUGUGGUUUGAAUCGACAUAAAUAUAUUCACACGGGCUACAAACCUUACAAUUGUGAUGUAUGUUCAAAGUCUUUUUUGAGGAGGCGUGAAUUGAGACUUCAUAUUCAGAUGCAUACCGGAGAGAAACCGUUUAGCUGUGAUAUAUGCUUGAAGAAAUUCACACGUAAAAGAAAUAUGGAAGUGCACAGAUUUUCACAUACGGGCGAUAAGUGUUUGUUGUAAUAAAACAGUUCAAUACAUUUAA